UGAGAGGCCCAGGAGCUGUGGUACCUGAGGGAGGCAGAGCUCUGCACAGCGGCACCAUGUCCUGGGCUCUCAUCCUGCUAUUGCUCCUGGCCCACUGCACAGGGUGUGGCCCUCAGCAGUUGCUGGAUCAGCCGCCGUCUGUGUCCUCGUCCCUCGGAACCACAAUCCACCUGGCCUGUACCUUGAGCAGGGACCUUGACAUCAGCAUUUACAACAUCCAGUGGUACCAGCAGUGGCCCGGCCACCCUCCAAGAUUCUUGCUGAGCUAUUUCUCCCAUUCAGACAAAAUCCAGGGCCACAAGGUCCCCCCUCGCUUCUCUGGAUCCAAAGACGUGGCCAAGAACACGGGGUAUUUGAGCAUCUCUGAGCUUCAGCCUGAGGACGAGGCUGUGUAUUUCUGUGCUGCCAUGGUUGAGAGAUUGGAGCGGAAGCGGGAGAGGGAGAUGGAGAGAGAGACGAGGGAAGGAAACGAGCCUGCUGCUCCAGUGUCCCCGGCACCCUAGGAAAUGCUUGCGUUGAACUAAAGGCAGAGGGAUGGGAGUCCCUGUGGGCAGGAGGGUGGGGUCAGGGCUUCCUCUAAAUCCCCAUGGAGGCCAGAUUCGAGGAUUAAAGCUGCUUCUGCCUUGGGAA
Molecule: messenger RNA, 630 nt
Organism: Sus scrofa (pig)
Lineage: Eukaryota; Metazoa; Chordata; Mammalia; Artiodactyla; Suidae
Gene: VPREB1
Product: V-set pre-B cell surrogate light chain 1
Source: RefSeq, marked provisional